AUGUCACCAGCCUGCAGACCAGGUGUUAACGGGGCCUUGCUGUGCAUCGUCCUUUUAUCAGGCCUUCAUCAGUACCAAUUCAUUGAUGAACCGAAGACCUGGAGUGAAGCCCAACAGUACUGCAGAGAAAAGUUCACUGACCUGGCUACUGUGGACAACAUGGAAGACGUGGCUCAACUGAUUGCAGCUGCUGGCAGUGGCUACAGUGGAAAAGUAUGGAUUGGCCUGUAUGACAAUUCUAGCAGCUGGGCGUGGUCGAUGACAGAUGAUGGCUACUACAGAACCAACAAUCAGCCCUUUUUCAAGUGGGGCACUGGUGGACCAAAUCAACGCAGAUAUGAGUGGAAGGUGUGCGCUGUUGUAUUCAGAGAUCUAAUGUAUGAAAUUGGAUUUUUAAAACUGUUGGUCAGAAUAAAUUACUUUUGUGUGCAAAUUAGUCUCACUGAACUUUCAAAAUUCUUGCCAGCUUCUUCUCCUCCAAGAUAUGUCUUUAAGGCCUGGAGGAACCUGACGUGGGAGGAAGCUCAGAGCUACUGUAGGAAGUUCCACACAGACCUGGCCUCCAUCAGGAAUGAAGAAGAGAUGACACUGGUCCAGAAGGCCAUAUCAGGAAAUGAC
This is a messenger RNA of Acanthochromis polyacanthus (spiny chromis), 618 nucleotides long. RefSeq names its product macrophage mannose receptor 1-like. The annotation marks the transcript as partial. The transcript has 4 exons. Lineage: Eukaryota; Metazoa; Chordata; Actinopteri; Pomacentridae. The record is from RefSeq and is a predicted model, not a curated record.